GGCACACUCCAAUCUGAUAUCAAUUAAGCAGAUUAUUUUCAAUCAAAAGCGAAAAUGUCUGCGGCAAAUAGCGACGAUGAUUUCACAGAAGCUGAUUUAGGAAUGGGUGAUGGUUUGAAGCCCGGAACCCUAACAAUAGACCCAAUGGAUAGUGCAGAAUUCAAUACGUCACGAAAAAUAGAUCAACAUUCGGACAGACUAUCUUUCGGAUGUCAAAAUUGUGAAGAACAGGGAAGUGACUCGGAGGAGGAAUUCGUUUUAAUGCCUAUUAGUCAAGUGCAGCAGCUUAAAGCUCAGUAUUCGCAUUUAUUAAAUAAGUCCAAAAGGUGCAGUGAAACUAACAUAGUUCAUGAAACUGAUAACCUUAUAUAUGAUGGGAGGUAUUUUACUGAUAAAUGUGGUGUAAGAAUUCCAGAAUCAAUCAAAAACAUGGAAGGAUUUGGUAAAAGUGAUAAAUGUAAAAAGGAUGACCAGACUCCAACUUUUCCAGUGUAUGCAGAUGUGCCUUAUGGGACCUCAAUAAGACAACAAAAGGAGUUGUUCAAACAUAAUCUCGAAGAAAUACGCAAAAAAAAUAUGUUAGGUCCAUUAGAUGUAAAUAAGAAUAUGGCUCAAGAAGAUGAGGAAACUAAAGUCUCAACUUCAGAUGAAAUAGCCAUGAAACUUGCCUCUACACUUCAGGAGGUUGAAGAGCUACGUACAGAGUUAGAAACUUGUGAACAAAGACUUGAGUCCAAGUACAAAGCAAUAGAUAUUCUUCGCCAACAGGCAGAAGAAGCUCAAAGAAGAUUUAAAGUCCGUGAGGGCUCUACAAGAGAAGUUGCCAAGAAACUUGCCCAGGUGAAUAUAGCUGCUGGUGAUGGUUCUGGGGCUAGAGUUUCUUCCCUUGUCCCUGAAGAAUUUGACCUUGGAGAGAUGACCUCUACAAAACUUCUAAAAUAUCACCUUGGUGACAGAAAAGUAAAAGAUGAAAAACCAAGAAUGGUUUCUCAGGAAAAGUAUCAAAGGAUGUGUCAGGAGAACAGAGAACUGCAGGCUUCCCUGGAGGGACGAACAGAUGAGCUUCGGAGCUUGACGGCUAGUAAAAUGGCCCUGUCUCGAGAGAAUGAUGAACUUCUCGCUUUGUUGGAUGUACAGGAGAGGGCCCGUUAUGAGCAGACUCGCAGCCCUGGGGCUGCGGAGGAAAGCUAUGGACAUUUCUCAUCUAUGGAGCUGGCUGUGCUGGGCGCGUGCCGCUGUAGAAUAAGUACACCUGACCCCUGUGGGUGUGCUUUGGCUGCUGCCAACCUCAAGAAGGACAUUGUACACUUGAAAACAGAGCUGAGCCAGUACAAGGCAAGGCGUGAUGAAGCGUACCACACAGUGGAUGCAUAUAGGAAAGCGUUUGACGAGCAACUUCAGAAAAACAAGGCCCUCAACUGCCAGCUGGCUAAUCUCUCCCUUGGGCGAACUGCGGACGGGGGUCAUACUGGUAAAAAUAAGGCAAAACUUGCUCUAAGAUGGCUGAUUGGAUCACUUAAUGAUGAUGAAUUGUCCGAGGGUGAAAGCAGUGGCUGUAACAUGACAGAAUAUGAACUGAUAACUUACCUCACAGAAAUGCUGAAUGAGAAGAAUGAAGCUCUAGCUCACCAGAAGCUUGCAGCUCAGAUUCUUGGGGAUCGUGUCAAAACACUGGAAACUCAAUUCUUCAAGACAACAGACAAAAAAUGACAUAUUCCUAAAGAUCGAAAAGGAUCAGAUACUUCAGGACCAUGUUAAGACUUACAAGCAGAUCUUUCAUUUGAGAUAACUCUUUCAACACAGUCAUGUACAGGCAAGUUUCAUGAGGAUGGUGUCAAAACACUGGAAACUCAAUUCUUCAAGACAACAGACAAAAAUGACAUAUUCCUGAAGAUUGAAAAAGGAUCAGAUACUUCAGGACCAUUUAAAGACUUACAAGCAGAUCUUUCAUUUGAGAUAACUCUUUAAACACAGUCAUGUACAAGCAAGCUGAAAGUAAGCAAAUAAGCAACUUAUGCUUGUACAUUCUCAUUCAUCAGGCCUCAAUUUCUCAAAACAUCCUUAGCUUAACAGGCGCAAGAAGCUUAUUUCACUCCUGUAAUAAGGGACUUAAGCAAUUUGGAGAAAUUGGGCCCAGAGGUUUGAUAAGGAUAAAUCUGCUGUAUAGCAUCAUCACUUUUGUGUACAAGAAUGAUUCUUGUAUUGUUUGGGACUGUUGUAAUGGCUGGGGAAUGUCUCAAAACAUGAAAAUAUGCACCUUAGGGCAAAUUGUUCAACGAAAAUUAGAAAAGUCUCAGAACUGCUCCAAACACUUGAGGCAAUUGUAAAGAUUGAUGUAAUGAAAUAUUUACCUGCAAUACCCAAUUCUCAAGUUCCGAUUUGGGAACAGUAUACAAGUCUGAAUGAAUUUGAUGCCAACAGAAGAUUCCUGUUCCUGUUGAUUUUUGAUAACUUUAUCAAACACUUGGAACAAAUCGGAAGUAUGUGUGACGCAAAACACUAAAAAAGUGAAACUCUGAAAUAUGUGUUCUAGAAAUAUUAAAACUGAUAAUUUUGAAAUAUAUGUUACUAAUAAGAAUAAAACUGAAACUCUGAAAUAUAUGUGUGUUAGAGAAAAGAAUGAACUGAAAUACUGAAAAUGUGUGAGAAAAAAGGAACUGAAAUUCUGAAACGUGUGUGAGAAAAAUAAAAAUAAAACUCCUGAAAUAUGUGGGUGAGAAAAAUAGAACUGAAACUUUUGGAAGUGUAUGAGAAAAAUAGAACUGAAACUCCUGAAAUAUGUGUGUGAGAAAAAUUGAACUGAAACUCCUGAAAAAUAUGUGUGAGAAAAAAAGAACUGAAACUCUGGGAAGUGUGAGAAAAAUAGAACUGAAACUCCUGAAAUAUGUGUGUGAGAAAAAUAGAACUAAAACUCCUGAAAUAUGUGUGUGAGAAAAAUAGAAUGGAAACUCUGGGAAGUGUGUGAGAAAAAUAGAACUGAAACUCCUGAAAUAUGUGUGUGAGAAAAAUAGAACUGAAACUCCUGAAAUAUGUGUGUGAGAAAAAUAGAACUGAAACUCCUGAAACAUGUGUGUGAGAAAAUACUGCCUGCCAUCCAUCACACCGACUGAAGCUGUUGGUUUGACAAAAUGUCCCUUUUUAUCCCGUUGACAUCUUCAGAUAAAAUGCUGCUGACUGAGCAUAAUUCUUGAUUAUAUAUCUCAUUGUCAUAACCAUAAUCUUCAUAUAUGUAUUAUAUUAAUAUGAAUAAAAUAACUGACAUGUUA
Molecule: messenger RNA, 3266 nt
Organism: Mya arenaria
Lineage: Eukaryota; Metazoa; Mollusca; Bivalvia; Myida; Myidae
Product: coiled-coil domain-containing protein 125-like
Exons: 11
Coding region: 55-1710 (551 amino acids)
Biological process (GO): negative regulation of cell motility; negative regulation of Rho protein signal transduction
Cellular component (GO): cytoplasm
Source: RefSeq, a predicted model, not a curated record